AUGAAAAGGAAAAAAAAAACACAACACCCUGUCCCUCUCUCAUUCUCCUCCCGCCAGACCACCACCAUGGCCGCGGCCGCCGCCGGCGCCUCUACUUCCGGCGCAACUGUGUCCGCAAUCUCUGCCCACGUAGCCGCCGGACGACUCUUCGCCGCCAUAGACACUCUCACCCCUUCCUGUUCCUCCUCCCCGAUACCCUCCUCGCUCUACGCCUCCCUCCUCCGUCUGGCCACCGACCACGGCUCCCUCUCUGCCGCCCGCCGCAUCACGACCCACUUCGCCUCCUCCGCCUUCCAAUUCAACCGCUCAUCAGUCCCCACCUUCCUAUUCAACCGCGCCAUCGAGUCUCUUGCUGCCUGCGGCGGCCUCGCGGACGCGCGGGAGUUGUUUGACUUAAUGCCGCGCCGUGACGGCGGUUCUUGGAAUGCCAUCAUCUACGCUUCCUCCCGCUCCGGGAAACCUACCGAGGCGCUUUCCCUCUUUGCCGAUAUGUACUCCCGUGGCGUUCGCCCCAACGAUGUCACAAUGGCAUCCGUGCUCGCCUGCUGCUCAGAGUGCCUCAACCCGUGUGGUGCCCAGCAGCUCCACGGCCAUAUCUCCAAGCGGGACUUUCAGUCCAAUGUGAUUCUUGGCACGGCGCUGGUUGAUGUGUAUGGGAAGUGUCACUUACUUGCAGAUGCGAGGCAGGCAUUUGAUGGUAUCUCUGAACCUAAUGCCAUUUCGUGGAAUGUCAUCAUCCGCCGGUAUCUUCUUGCUGGGAUGGGGGAUAUGGCAGCUGAAAUGUUCUUUCGGAUGGUCUGGGCAGGAGUUAGGCCGCUUGUUUAUACCGUCUCACAUGCACUUCUUGCUUGCCGGGACAACAAUGCGCUUGAAGAAGGACGGUGCAUGCAUACUUUUGUGCUCCGACAUGGGUACGAGCACCACGAGCAUGUGCGGAGCUCAGUCGUGGAUAUGUAUGCCAAGUGUGGUGCCAUUGAUGCAGCCCAAAGGCUCUUCAACGUGGCACCAGUGAAGGGCGUAAUAAUGUCGACCUCAAUUUUGUCAGGACUGGCUUCUUGUGGGAGGAUUGGUGAUGCAAAGCGAGUGUUCGACGGGAUGCAAGAGCGCAACUUAGUGUCCUGGAAUGCUAUGUUGACUGGUUAUAUCAGGUCCUCGGAUCUGACUGGUGCUUUGCAUUUGUUCCGGCAGAUGAGGAAGGAGACAAAGGAGCUUGAUGAUGUUACACUUGGUUCCGUGCUCAAUGCUUGUACUGGGAUGCUUGAUAUUGGGAAAGGUGAGGAGGUCCAUGCAUUCGCUUUCAAGUGUGGUUUAUUGAGUUACCCUUUCCUAAAGAACACUCUUGUGAGGAUGUAUUCCAAAUGCGGAUGCCUGAGGAGUGCAGAACUGCUUCUUCAAUUCGAGAUGGGAGAGAGAGACAGAUACUCCUGGAAUUCACUUAUCUCAGGCUAUGAGCGCCACUCCAUGAGUGAAGCAGCUCUGCAUGCACUGAGUGAAAUGCAAUCUGAAGUAACUCCUAACCAGUCCACGUUCAGUUCGGCACUGGCAGCCUGUGCCAACAUUUUUCUGCUUAAGCACGGCAUGGAGAUUCAUGCGUACAUGAUCAGAAAUGGCUAUGAGAUUGACGAUAUACUGCAAAGUGCACUGAUUGACAUGUACUGCAAGUGUAGGCUAUUUGAUUAUGGCAUCAGGAUAUUCGAGGCACAGCCAUCUCGUGAUGUCAUCCUGUGGAAUUCGAUGAUCCUUGGCUGUGCUUACAGUGGCAAAGGUGAGUAUGGGCUUGAAUUGUUUGAUGAAAUGCAGGCGCAAGGGAUUAAGGCCGACUCUGUCACUUUCCUCGGUGCACUAGUUUCAUGUAUCAGCGAGGGGCAUGUUGGGUUGGGAAAGAGUUAUUUCACUUUGAUGACUGAGGAAUCCAUCAUUCCUCGCAUGGAGCACUAUGAGUGCAUGAUUGAGCUGCUGGGCAAACAUGGACACAUGGUUGAGCUCGAGGAUUUUGUGGAUCACAUGCCGUUUGAGCCACCAACCACAAUGUGGUUAAGGAUCUUCGACUGCUGCAGGGAAUAUGGAAAUAGGAAAUUAGGGGAGCGGGCUGCCAAGUGCAUCAAUGAUAGCAAUCCCCAGACACCGGUUCGAUAUGAGGCCACUGCGGACUACAUGUGCAGUGAUGGUGGCAGUGCAGAGCCCAUGUCAUUUGGUAACCCGGACGAAGAAUUGAUGUCGCCGCUGUGA
Messenger RNA from Triticum turgidum subsp. durum (durum wheat), 2229 nucleotides. The record is from the annotation of a GenBank genome assembly. Lineage: Eukaryota; Viridiplantae; Streptophyta; Magnoliopsida; Poales; Poaceae.